UGAUCUGAGACAGAGCAUGCAGAGAUCAGUUGAGCGGACAAGGGUCAUGGAGUGGGGACUGAAGCUGCUGUUUGUCCCUCUGGUGAUGACUACGAUGAUGAAGAUGACCUCGGCUGCAGCACAACAGAACUUUUGCACAAACUCAACCGUGUUGAGGACCCGGACAGCGUGUCACUCGUGCGGCAUCAGCCUCUUGGUCACGUGCCCGUCAGGAUACAGACCAAUACCCCGAUCCAAUGCCAAGGAUUGCAAUUAUGACAUCCGAACAUCCAGCAUGACGCUGCACAUAAGCGGCUGCUCCUUCGGGUGUCAAAGAGAUAUGGAGGUGAAGAUCUGCUGUCCUGGUUUCUGGGGUCCAGACUGCAUUGAGUGUCCUGACCGGGCAGACAAACCUUGCAGUGACAGAGGAACCUGCUCCGAUGGUCUUGGAGGAAAUGGGACCUGCAGCUGUCAGGAGGGCUUUGCAGGUACUGCAUGUGAGCUUUGUGCGCCUGGUCGUUAUGGUCCCUCAUGCAAAUCAGUGUGUUCCUGUGUGCACGGUCUAUGUGAUUCUGGUCUAACAGGUUCUGGUUCCUGCCUCUGCUUCUCUGGAUAUAAAGGCCCAAACUGUGACCAGGAGUUACCUGAGUGUUCAGCUCUCGGCUGUCAGCAGAACUCUCGCUGUAUGGAAGACGCUCUGACGGGUCAGCUGAUGUGUCAGUGCAUGCCUGGAUACCAGAAGUCUGGAGAUAAGUGUCUGUCCAUAAACCCGUGUCUUCAGCGGGUCUGUCACGUCCAAGCCUCCUGUGUCCACUCGGGUCCAAACCAGCACCUGUGUGCCUGUAACGAGGGCUACAGCGGGGACGGACAGGUCUGCAUGGCCAUCGACCCGUGUCAGACCAAAGAGGGAGGCUGCUCUGCAGAGUCCACAAGAUGUGUCUACGACGGACCAGGAAAGUCUCACUGUGAGUGUCUACCUGGUUUUGAACAUCUGAAUGAGGGCGGCUGCAGCGUGAAGGAGGCAUGUCAACGGGAUUCAUGUCACGAACACGCCAACUGUACCACCGUGGGACCCGGACGAUUUGAGUGUACCUGUCUGGAGGGUUACUAUGGUAAUGGUAAAAUGUGUUACGGGAACAUCAUUCAGCGUCUGAACAGUCUGAACACGGAUCCUACAGGAGAGUGGAGGGGUCAGCUGAGCAACGCCAUCGAGCUGUUCAGUUCUGUGUCGUGGCCUCUGCAGAAUUUGGGUCCGUUCACUCUGUUUGUCCCGACCAAUAAAGGUUUCAGAGGAACUUCAGUGAAGACUCUGACCUCUGACCUUUCCAAAGCAAAGUACCUGUGUAAGUUACACCUGGUUGCUGGGGUGCUGCCAUUCAGCACUCUAAAGAAAACAGACGUCUUUUACACACUGACGGGAAAAUCAGCUGAGACAGACACCUCAGAUGGAGACUCCCAGACUAAAAUCCGUCUUCAUGGCAGCAGGAAGAAAGGUGUGAUCCUGAAGUCUGACCUGUUGGCGUCUAACGGGAUGAUCCACAUCAUCAGCAAACUGAUGGACAGUGUUUCUGCCACUGUGGAAAGUGACACACAGGAGAACCUGAUGAAGAUCGUCUCUGACUACGGAAAAUUUAACAUGUUCAAGUCCUUACUGGAGAAAGUAGACCUGGCUUCAGUCCUGGAUGGUCCUGGUCCAAUCACAGUCUUUGCACCCAGCAGCUCCGCCUUCGACACGAUGACUGAAGGACACCUGCAGUACUUGAGCAGCGAUGAGGGUCGCUACAAGCUGCUGGAGUUUCUGAGGAACCAUUUGGUCGCGUCCACCACGCUUGAAGUCUUUAACGCUGUGUCCAGCCCAAGGAUAGUGUCGAUGGCAAAUCAGGUUCUGACCAUCAAGCUGUCUGAAAACGGUCAGAUAAACGUUGACGGUGCAGACGUGUUGGAGGCAGCAGUCGAAGCCAAAAAUGGACGUCUGUAUGUUAUAAAUCAAGUUUUGACUCCGCCCUCUAUCCAACCUGUGCUGCCCAACAGGUGUGACUUCAACGAGACCAAAAUCGUCAACGGUAAUUGUAUGAGCUGCUCCAAAGUCACACUGUCUCAGUGCUCGUCUGGAGUCUAUGCAGGCUCCACAUACGGAUGUUUUUACUCCCUGACCCUUGGCAAAUCGGCCCUCAAAAUCCUAGCCACAGGCUGCCGACAGCUCUGCAAUGCAAAUGUCACGACACCGGGAUGUUGUAAAGGUUUUUACGGUCUGGACUGCAGUCCCUGUCCAGGUGGACACCAGACACCCUGCUCAGGACACGGUCAGUGUCUCGAUGGGAUGACAGGAAGCGGAUUGUGUGCCUGUGAUCAGAACUUCGGAGGCUCUCGCUGUCAGUACUGCUCCUCCUCCAACAAACACGGACCAAACUGUGACAGAACGUGUCCCUGUGUCCACGGUCAGUGUGAUAACAGCCCAGACUCAGGCGGUCGCUGUAAACUGGACUCCUGUCAGACAGGUUUCACUGGUCUGUUCUGUGAUCGAAGGACGAAAGCGUGUGGCAUUCAGGCUCAGUUCUGUCAUGCACAUGCGGACUGUGACUUCAGCCAGGGAACCCCCAGGUGUGUUUGUAAACCUGGUUACCGAGGAGACGGGAUCACCUGUGUGGAGUCUGACCCAUGUGCCCCGCCCCUCCGAGGCGGCUGCAGUCUGAACGCUAAAUGUGUAAAGACAGGACCUGAUUCUCACUCAUGUCAGUGUCUGAGCGGGUGGAAGGAGGAUGGAAAUGAUUGCCAACCAAUCAACAACUGUGAGCGUCCUGACAGAGGAGGCUGCCACGCCAACGCCACCUGCAUCUACGUUGGACCAGGACAGAGUGACUGCGUGUGUAAGUCGGGCUACAAAGGGACGGGCUGGGACUGUGAGGCUGUCAAUCAGUGUGUGUCAGCUAAUGGAGGCUGCCAUUACCUGGCCAGCUGUCUCCUGCUGUCCUCAGCGUGGACGUGUGUGUGUGAUGAAGGUUAUGUCGGAGACGGACAGUUGUGUUACGGCACGGUCAGACAGGAACUGUUGGUUCUGCCUGACACCACAGAGUUCUUAGCGUGGACCACUGACUCCGGUCUGUCCUGGUCUCUGUCAGACCAGAACCUGACCCUGCUGGUCCCAUCCUCAGAGGCUGUCUCUAAAAUGUCCUCAGAGGACAGAGACUUCUGGACUAUGAAGGGGAACCUGCCAAGUCUCAUCAGAAAUCACAUGAUCGCAGGUGUGUAUCCAUUAUCCAACCUUGGCAGCCUCUCCUCGGUCACCUCCCACCUCAAGACCACACUUCCUGUUUCAACAACCAAUGAGCUCACCGCAGUCGGAGGAGCGACCAUUACCACAUCCAACAUAGCAUGCACCAAUGGGCUAAUCCAUAUCAUUGACAAGGUUUUGGUUCCUGACAGGAAGCUGAGUGAAGGUCUUCUGGCGACUCUCGCUCUGAGGCCAGACUUCUCUCUGUUCAGAUCUUACCUCAUUAAUUACAACCUGACCGAUGAGAUCGAACAGUCAGACGGGUUCACUGUGUUCGCUCCAACAAACGCUGCCAUCUCUGAUUAUCUGAAGGAAACGUCUGCUGCCGUCAUGGAUUUGAACACCACUCGUUACCAUGUGGUGGCGUCAGAGCGUCUGUUAAAGACUGAUCUGCAGCCUGGAGGGUACAAAGAGACGCUGCUCGGGUUCUCCUUCCAGCUGAGCUUCUUCACCCGAGAUGGGAAGCUAUUUGUGAAUGACGCUCAGAUGAACUCGUCUAAUCUGCUGAGCGGUAAUGGAGUGAUUCAUGGACUGUCCUCCGUCCUCCGGAUCAACAGGAACCGCUGUGACCAGGCCAAGUACCUGAAAGUCAUGGGAAGCUGUGUGGACUGUGUGUUCCCUCAGAGCAAAAUCUGUCCCAACGACACCGUGCAGGAUAUGUCAGUGAGGAGGAGGAAGUGUAUGCAGGAGCGAAUGUUUGAAGAUGAGCGGCUGCUGACGAUCGGCUGCAGAGCCACCUGCCUGCACAGGAUCAUCGAGCGAUCGUGUUGUGAAGGGUUUUUCGGCGCGCACUGUGAACCGUGUCCUGGGCUGAAUGGUCAGGCCUGCUCCGGUAAUGGACGCUGUGAGGACGGGACGAAGGGGUCCGGGGUGUGUCAGUGCCUCAAAGGUUUCAGUGGGACGGCCUGUGAGAGUUGUGUGGACGGGAAAUAUGGAGUCCACUGUGACCAGGACUGUCGUUGUAAAAAUGGACGCUGUAAUGAGGGACUGAAAGGUGACGGGACAUGCAUCUGUGACGUUGGUUGGAGAGGCAUCCUCUGCGAUGAGAAGAUUGAAUCUAAAGCUGAUGAGCUGUGUGGAUCAGUCAGAUGUCACACCAGUGGAAACUGUUUGAUCGGAGCGACCGGUCCUUGGUGUUCCUGCGCUGCUGGGUUUGAAGGAAACGGAACUUCCUGUCAAGCCAUAGAUCCGUGUGCAGUGAGUAACGGCGGUUGCAGUCCAACCGCAGUGUGUAAAAGGACGUCACCUGGCCUCAGAGAGUGUGUGUGUGACACUGGCUACCAUGGGGAUGGAUUGGUGUGUGUCGAAAUAAAUCCCUGUUUGGAAGGAAAUGGUGGUUGCGAUGCCAACGCAGAGUGCAUUCACGUGGGACCAAACAGAACUUCCUGUGCCUGCAGAGAUGGCUACUCAGGUAACGGUCAGGACUGCAAGAUGAUCAACCUGUGUCGAAAGAAAAACGGUGGCUGUCACGAGAAUGCCUGGUGCAACAUGACGGGUCCAGGUGUUCGUACUUGCAAGUGUAACAGCAACUUAAUCGGAGACGGACUCACCUGCAGGGGCACUGUGGGGAAGGAGAUCCUGAAGAGGAAGCUCAGAGACUUCUACAUGGGACUGAUGGUGACUGAAAUUUCUCUGAAAGGUCGCGGCCCGUUCACCGUGUUUGUCCCUUCGGCCAACGCAUUCAACUCAGAGAAACGAGGCAAGUUAAAAGUUGUAUCAUCAGAAAGCCAUAAACAAGAAUUUGCCGCCAUCAUGCGUAGCCACAUCGUCAUGUGUCACACUCUGCUGCUCCCCGACCUGAGCCAACCACGAAACCUGACAACUCUGUCCGGACUCGUCCUGACCACCAGGUCAAACCAGGGCAGCGUCUUCAUCAACGAGGCCAAUGUGACGUACGGCCAUGGAGUUAGCACCAAUGGCAUCUUCUACGAGAUCGACAGGAUUCUCUUUCCUCCAAAAAAUGACAAAAUACAAGUACCAGAUGUUCCUAUGAACCUGAGUCAAGUGGCAGAUCUUCAUGGUUACAAAUCCUUCUACAGGCUGCUGGAGGACUCAGGUGUGAUGGACUUGGUGAACAACGCCUUGAACCAGCCGGUGACUGUCUUCCUGCCCUCAGACAGCGUCAUGGCUUCUCUGCCACAGGAGCAGAGGGACUUCCUGUUCCACAAAGACAACAAAGCUCAGCUGCUGGAGUACUUGAAGUUCCACAUUCUACGGGUCAAUAAGGUCUACGCUGAAGGUCUGAUCCACAUGGACUCGGCUCCGACUCUGCAGGGUUCCUCGCUGUCCUUCAGCUGUGGGGGGACAGACAACAUCGGAGAAGUGUUUGUCAAUGAUGGAAAGUGCCGGAUCGUUCAGAGACACCUUGGGUUCAACGGUGGGAUCGCAUACGGGAUCGACUGCCUGCUGACUCCGCCCAGCCUCGGAGGACACUGCGCCCAACAAACGACUCUCGACCUUGAGUUGACCUGUGGACAGUGCUCCCACCCCGCUUCACGCUGUCCAAAAGGAGCCAAACUAAAGGAGAUUGCGAAGUGCGACCUGCCGAUGGUAUAUGUAACAAAGAACUCUGGGUGUCGCUCCGUCUGCACUGUCAGCUUCUUGAAGCCAAAGUGUUGUCAGGGUUACUAUGGACGGGACUGUCUGGCCUGUCCAGGCAGCAGCAGCUCUCCCUGCAGUAACCGGGGCAAGUGUGAUGAUGGUCACCUUGGUAACGGCACAUGUACCUGUGAGGUUGGUUUUGGGGGCGUGGCCUGUGAACGGUGCAGUGACGGGUUCUAUGGCGGUAGCUGUAAAGCCUGUAUCUGUUCAGAACACGGGUCAUGUGACCAGGGCCGUAAAGGUACAGGUGCGUGUUUCUGUGAGGCGGGCUGGACUGGAGGGAGUUGUGAGACGCCACAAGCUGAGGUACUGGAGUGUUCUCCGUCCUGUUCGCCAAAGGCUGUUUGUCAGCAAAAUAACACAUGUGUGUGUCGGCCAUUUUAUGAAGGAGAUGGUUUCACCUGUACAGAGGACCCAAAAGGGAUCCCUUCGGACCCAGACCUGCCCCCUGACCACGGCAGCCCCUCCCCCACUGAUGAGGUGUUUGACUCUGCCCCACCUCCGCCCCCCUACAUGCCCCCUCAGCCCUCCAUUGAGGAGGCGCGGCAGCAGAUGCACUCCCUCCUGGAUGACGCCUUCGCCCUUGUGUCGCCGUCCUCGCAGGGCAGCGCUGGGAGAUAUUCAGAGCUGGGGAUGUCUCCUACAUCAGUCCAGGGCCUGCUGCAGAGGCAGGGCCUGGUCUCAGGAGGGUACGUUUCCACUGGAGACCAGCUGCAGGAUUCUGUUUACUCCAGCAGAGGGCCAUACGAGGACCCCCCCUCCUCAUCCAGACCUCGACCUGUAGGGGGAAGCACAGGUGCACAGCUCCACCACUUAACCCAGGUGGGUUUGUCGAGUCAAAUCGGUGUGUACCCUGGGGUGGGUCGCAGCAUGUCAGGUCCCACUGGCUCUAGCUGGAACCAGCAGCACUCAGACCAGGACCUGUCCAGACCAGGAGCCAGCAGAGAGAGUGUGCUGUCGUUCCCCGAGUUCUCCUCCUCCUCUGUUUUCCAGAUGCCCAGCUCCUCGUUGCGAGACCCACAGGCUCCGCCCCUCCUUCUGACGUCACCAACCCCAGAGUACCCACCUGAGGACGCCUCACCCUCGGCCCACACCUCUGCCUCCCUCAUAAAGGCGAUCAGGGAGGAGCUGCGCCGUCUGGCCCAGAAACAGGCUGCAGUGACCAGCUACCCAUAGACUGGUCUGGACCUGUUUGAAUCAGGACUCUACAGGUUUCAACAGAUACUGUUUCAAACCUCUCAGAGCCUGUUAGGUCUGGAUUAAAACCACUAAUCUGACUGAUCCACACGCGGGACUCUUGGAGCUAAUCUACGUCUGUGCCGUUAAACACAAAAUAACUCUGGAUCACGAUUCCACUUAUGAGAAAAAAAAGAGGGCAGUGUCUCCGGACUAAAAAACCUCCGGUACUUUACAGGGUCCCGUCUGCUCAUGUGUCCAUCAUCCUUCAGCUCAGCGUUCAUUGGACGGGUUUGACUCUUCAUGUUUCCAUUGAGGUGCUUCCUGAACUGGUUCAUUCACCGAUAAUCCGUCCACAACAUCAGGAGCAUCAGUUUGUUCAUGAAAGUUUGGAAAGUCCCUCCCGACACUUGUGAAUGAAUCGUCCCCCUAGUGGUCUGAUGAGGAACAUCAACCCUGAGCUUCUAGAAGGGCUCUUUCAUCCUGGCCUUUCUGGAGUGGAUGAUCCCUCCUGACCUUUUCAGGGAGAUCAUUUCUUCCUAAACCCCUGGAGUGGAUCUUCUUGGCCCCUUUGUUGGACUCCUGGAGGGAAUGGUCUCUCCUGGUGGUCUUGAGUGCCUGGAAACUCUGCAGAGAUUUAGUCUUGCUGGAGUUUGGAGAGGACGAUCUCUUUGGAUCUUCUGGGAAGAUAAUUUUUUGAGCUUCUUAAGCUUUUGAACCCUCUUGAAAGUCCAGGUAGGAUGUCCUUCCUGACUUUCUGGAAUUGAUGAGCGCUCCUGACGUCCUGGAGAGGAUUGUCCCUCUGGACCUUCUGUGGUGCUAAACGUCAGCUUCAUACCAUCUCCUCAUCGACCACUUAUUGCCUUUCACACUCCCAUCAGCCACGGGGAACUGGUCUCCGUCCAUCAACCAUAUCAGUGAGGUCUCUGCACUGUCGACAGCUGGAGGCGGCGUUCAGGUCCUACAGCAAGGGGACGCAAAAUAGAAAAAAAUAAAUAUCUAUAAAGUUGAUAUAAAUAUCUGUAAAGAUAGAAUCCCAAUGAGCACAAUAUUAAUGUAAGAGUAAUUAUCGGAGUAUUGAGAUGUUAUUAUUUUUUAUUGCUUCUAUAUGAAAGUAUACUUUAAAACAUUUAUUUUGAUGAAAAAAGACCAAACUACUGUUCUAUGGUUGUAUUCCUCUUGUGUUUGAGCUUGCUGUACAUUUGAGCCGGCGCUUGUUUCUCAGUGGAGGCGUUGCUUACCGUAGCUGCUCGCUCGUUGUGUUCAUGUAUCGGUGACAAUGAAAAAAAAAUAUAUGGCUAAUGCAUCGCUUUAAUAUAUCCAGAUUCCUCAUUGGUAAUCUGUUGCAUUCAUCAGUUUGUGGGCAGAAAAAUAUAGAUGAGUUUUUCUGUACGAGGCAGAGAUGUGAAACCAGUCAUUCAUCGCAACCAGAGACUGAAGCUAAAAACAGAAAUAGAGCGCCCCCUAGAGGCUCUAAUAUUCAGGACACUCUAGAAAAUAGCCACCAUUUGAAUGUUAUCAGCCUAGCAGUGACAGAAGAAACCUUCUGGCGUAAAGGUCAGCCAGAAUGUUCGGCAUUUUCUUGCUUGAUUCGUACAAAUAACUAGCUCCAUUUGCGUGUACGCAAGUCCCCAAAGAUGAGAGGCUGAUGAUGCUAAUUGGGGAAGUUCUAUCUUGCUAGUAGAAACUGAUUACCAGAUAAUCUGAUUUCCUCACUCGCUUUCCUUCAAUCAAGCUCCAUUCUACUUCCUGUUUAAAACAAAAUAAACAGCUAGUGUCGUACAGUUCGGGUAGCCGCGCACAGAUGCUAUCAAUUCUUCCUCAAGUUUCCAAAUGAAUAACCCUUCAACAGAUCGUUCUUCACAUCAUAAGGACACCGGAGGAUGUCCAUCUGAUCUGAUGGCCAUCAAGACGUGAAUAAUUUGACCUUGUGAAUUAAAAACAUAGGCCACGGUUACAUGAUGUUUUUUAAUUCAGAAUUAAUUAUUCAGAAUUAAAUAAUUCGGAAUUAAAGUAUUCUCCUUCGCCUUUACAUGGAAAUAGUAAUUCCGAAUUGAGAUUUACAUGGAAAACACGUUUAAUCGUCUUUAUUCAAUUCCGCUUAAGGUCUGGGGUUGGGAAGGGUUCUGAUUGGACAGGGGUGGGUGUGCUGUAUUUACGUCUACAGGAAGAAAACAGACUCCAGUUCCUGCUUCUUUUACUUUCGGUUACAACAUUUAUUCUGAAUUAAAGAGGAAUUAAAAGUCUCAUGUAAACAUAGCCAGAGUGUUGACCACGUCACGAAUCAUGCCAUUUGUACGUAGGAGUCGCUCUUUUCACGCAAAUUCGUGGCAUUUGCACUGCCCAACAAAAACUUGCGUCUUAUCACGUCUUUAACGCAGAUAUCUAACGUGGCUUCAGGUGUAAGAAGCCCUGAAACUUUUUAUCUUCAUGUGUUGGCUGUGCAGCUGAAUGACUGGUUCCCCCCUCUGCUGGUCGGCUGUUUUCUUUGUAGUGUUGUGAAGAAGUCAGUCGCUCAUAAAAAAAAAUCUGGUUUCAAAGAGUGAGAGAGGGUUUGUUCGUCUCUGCUCUUCUUCAGCAUGUUUGACUAAGUUUGAGGCUUUAGCUACUCGUGGUGUUCCGGUUAAUGUUAGCAUGCUGCUAAAAGAUGUUAAAAACAAAGUUUUAAAAAGUAAAAGAGUUGUUCCACAUCAAGUUCAGAGUGAGCAAAGAGUGCCAUAAAACCAUCGCUCAUCCCAAACACAGUAGAGAAAAAAAAUAAUCAUAUGAAUCAUGUUUUUUAGUUUUGCAUUUCCAGAAGAUAUUUUUGAAUCUGAAUAAAGAUGGUGACAGUAAACCGUGUAUAAAUGAAAGUGGAUAUGGUGUUUAAUAGAAAACUAUAUAUAUAUAUAUAUAAAAUAUUUUAUCUGUGAUCGGUCUGCUGAACGGACUCAAAGAUCUGCCCGGCAACAGGGCCAACACAUCCUCCAUGGACCAGAAACCAACCACAGAACUGUUUGCUCUGAUUGGACCUAGCACCUGUCAGUCAGACUGUAGGACUCAGGCCCACCUACAGGAUCCAAUGGUGCUAAUUCUACGACUCCAGGUGUGUCUGAAACUUGUCAGAUCACACCUGAAACACAAAAUAAAUCCUGCGAGUGUGGUGUUGAUCAGACUGUGGAUUGAAGCUGCUGCUCUGCAGGUUUCUCAAACUCCUCCUGAAUGUUUCCUCUACGUUUUCUAGAGUUUCUGUGUUUUCUAGAUCUGAGACUCUCAGUGAGGAGACGAUGUUUACUCGUGACGCAACUACAGAAACUCCCUUCAGAGCCUCUUUAGUCCUGAGAUCCUCCUUGAAUCUUGUCCACACAAGAUAUAAACAUUGUGCAAACAUAAUACUAAAAUAUGAACAAGAUACAAACCGGCAUUCACAAGAUCAUAACAACAUAUUAAGUUAAAGAAAACCAUGUUAGCAUGCAAGAAGAAGAUAUAUUAACUGUUGAACAAGAUACUUACUCAAAUAAAAACAAGAUACAGAAUGAACUUGUAACGACCAGUCAUGGCACUUGCACUCGCUGUUUGCACAAGAUACAAUGAUGCUAUGAGCCUGGGAAGUUUUUUUUUUUAGUGUUGAGUUCAAAGAAGGUGAAGGAUACUAACGUGUGAACAAGAUGUCAAAAAUAUUUGCAAGAUAAAAACUUCUGGAAACAGCAUAUUCAGUUGUUAAAUUACCAGAUUGGCGCAUUUGAGUAAGAAAUCCACUUUUUAACAAGAUUCCACUUUAUGAGCACAAUAUGUUCAACUUGUUUACAAAGGGAACAAGAUACUAACGGUAAUGAACAAGAUUUAAACUUCGGACAACAAUAAACAACAUUGGAACAAGAUAACAAACUGAACGCACAAGUUAUUGAUUUUGUAGUAUUGUGUUUGCACAACAACUCAACUAAUGAAAACAGGAUGUAUCUUGAUAAUUAACACAUUCACUUUUGGCAAGAUACCUUCUGAAAUCAGGUGACCAUGUGUUUUUUUCUUCUGUGCAUCAGACUUUUAGUUUUUGGAUGCUUUUUUAGAGGUGGUCUGGAUCAGAAUGCCUGACCUGGAUCAGCUGAAGUCUGAAACAGGGAACAGGGUUCAGGGUAAGAGAGAAACGCUUCCUCUGUUCAAGUCUGUAGUUACGUCAUGAACAAACUUCAAACACGUCUCACUCUGAGUCCAACCACAUUCCUGCUGCUCCUCUCAGGUGAUGUUCAAACACCCAGCUUCACUGAGUUACAACAGGACACGUCUGUGCAGGUGUGAUCCAGGUAACUCAAUGAAGCUGCCUUGUAGAAACAGAGCCUGGAGGAUAAGUUACUUUUAAUGUGACAUCAGUGACCUGGGAACACUGCCAGCAGUCUCACCUGCCCGUCAGCAGCCAGGUGAGUCUGAGCAAGUCACAUGACAGGACCUACCUGGACUCUGGGAGCUGCAUCCUGUGCUGUUCAAGUCUGAAAGAUUGUGUUAACCAACAUUAAAGAGAUGUGUUCAAAUCCA
Messenger RNA from Notolabrus celidotus (New Zealand spotty), 11536 nucleotides. It is a transcript of the gene stab2, whose product is annotated as stabilin 2. NCBI's taxonomy places the organism in Eukaryota, Metazoa, Chordata, Actinopteri, Labriformes, Labridae. The transcript is spliced from 64 exons. The record is from RefSeq and is a predicted model, not a curated record. Gene Ontology annotation, molecular function: calcium ion binding. Bases 17 to 7027 code for a protein of 2336 amino acids.